AUGUUUCUGGAAAGAUGCAAAAAAUUGCCUAUUCAUAUCUCAUGGCAGCAUAUUGCUAUACCUAAACAAGUGAAUAUUUCUCUUCACAGAACUUCUGUGACGCUUUUCUCUAUGAAGGGUCCUCCCAAUCAGGAUUCUUCCAUGCAAUUUGAACUUCGUUUGGUUAGUGCCAAACAAGGCUCUGAUUCAGUUACUCCCGCAAUACGAGCAAAUUUUUUGCUUCAGAAAGGAGAGGAUCACAAUUCUGCAAUAAUUGCAUUAAGAGAUUCGUUGGAUGGACCUCAAGAAGUUCAUUUAGAAUUAACCCUUCGGUUAACAACUAAUGGGCAAUUUAAUGGGAAAUAUGUUGCUAAUUUGCUUGUCUUUGUUUCACAAUAUCGUCCCCAAACACAACAUAGCCGUUUACACAGAAUUCGUAGACUUUGA
Molecule: messenger RNA, 426 nt
Organism: Meloidogyne enterolobii
Lineage: Eukaryota; Metazoa; Nematoda; Chromadorea; Rhabditida; Meloidogynidae
Source: the annotation of a GenBank genome assembly